AUGAUUAUUUUGUUACUUUAUCCUCUACAUCAAAAGGAGAUGAUCUUGAAUUUAUAGUUUUCAGAAUUCUUAAAAAAAUUAAAAUUGAUUGUCAAAGAAAAGUUGAUGUCAGUGAAAUUAGAAAAUUUGAGGCCGUAUUGUCACGAUAUCCUAAACGCACUACGCUAGGAAUUUUUGUAACAUUAGCUGUGGAUGGAUACACAAAGGUCGCAAUCGAAAGAGCAGAAACUUCUAAAUUUAAUCUGUUAUUAACAAAUGUAUCGAAUUUACAACAAGACAUCCUUGAUUAUGUCAGUGGUAAUUUUUCUGCAGAUUCCAAAGAUCCUGAAGAACGUAUAAUCGAUGAAAUAAUUGGUAAGAUUGAACAAGAAAUUCAUGCAAUAAAUGAGAAG
Messenger RNA from Racocetra fulgida, 392 nucleotides. The record is from the annotation of a GenBank genome assembly. Lineage: Eukaryota; Fungi; Glomeromycota; Glomeromycetes; Diversisporales; Gigasporaceae.